AUGGGAUCUAAUAGUGAAACUAUAGAAGUUGCCCGAGGAUAUACAAAGUGGCUGGAUUAUGUCGUAAUCAACUUUGGUUUUCAGAUUGUGAUUUACGAUAUGAAUAUGAAACCGGUCAAGAGAUUCCUGAUACCUGACAUAAACUUGUAUCACAUGGUCACCAUUGAACGAUAUCUACUUGUUAUAAUUGACAACAGUAGAGAUUUCUUAGCCAUAAUGCUGACAUGGGACAAAGAACAUCUUGAAAUCGCUUAUUGUGGUCCUAACAUAAAAAAACAGAAUAGCUGCUUUCAAGAUGGUGAGAAGUCUUUGAUUGCUGGGAACUUGACGGGCUGGAUGAUCGCUCAUGGUCAGGCAACGCUGUACCGCAUAUAUUUGAAUACUCGCGGAGUAAUUUUUCAACCCUUUACGGACGACGGAAUCUUGCAAUCUGGGCAGGCCUUCUGCUCAGACCUUCAAGGGAACGUUUUAGUCAUGUGCGCUGUUCACCAUAGAACACUAUGCCUGCCCUGGAUACAUCGAAAAGUUGUUAACGAGGAAGUCAUAUUUUGUUCAAAUGGAUUUGACUCAAGAUUUUACAGAUUUUCGAACCGUGAUUCACAGCUUUUCGGCCUUGCUCGUACCCAUGACGGGAAUAUUCGAAAAAUUAUACCGAUAGGAAAGAACCAUCUUCUAUUAGUCUCUACAAGAAUCAGAGUUGUGCUGAGAUCCAGAGUGUGCAACAGAUACGAUCUCCUUGGUUGCGAUGAAGGGUUAGAAAUUUAUCGUUCAAAUGGCACUAUACCUGAUGUUCUAUGUAUACGAGACGGUCAUGCUAUCAUUUGCGACCAAGAAAAAGGUUUAUCAGUAUUGAGAUACAGAGUAGGAAAGCUUGAUUUUAAAUACAAACUCAACUUUGUGGGUGAAUACGUCAAAGCAAAGCAGAUGCUCAAGUUGAGCAAUCAUAGAUAUAUUGCGAUAUCGAGCUCAAAUGUAUUUUUGUUCAAGUUCACAAAACGAUGGAGAUUGGAAGUUCAAAGAAUACUGAGAGGGCAUUUAUUUGUGCCGUUCACAAAUUUGCUCACAGAGUCGAAAGCUAUGGGUAUCUGCUCAAAGAACUGUACCUCCGAGUUAGUGGAAGUCUUUCAGGAUGAUACGACGCGUAUGACUUCAAUGAAAAUGCGUAGCAAGUUAAAGGUUGAGCAAACGAAGAUUCCUGUUCUUGGCUCUUUUUGUGAAAUAUAUCCUAUAGAUGAUUACCAUCUUUAUGCACGUUGCUUGGAUGGACACCUUUAUGAAUUAAUAUUGAAGGGGGAUACUGUAAAAAUCGAAAAGAGUCUCCUGAAAACCAAGGAGACGGAAAAUGUUAUCGCAGUCACAGCAACUGUGCUGGUGACUACUAAAUGCGCUGUACAAGUUGAUACAAAUGAUAUCUUCAGCACUUUCAAGGAUACUGCAUUAUCAUAUGAGUCCACCAGCUCGUAUGGUGUUGUCUUAACAUCAUCAAUGAUUUAUAUCUUCGUGUUGCACCCCAAUCCACAUGUCCUUCAUAAAGUGGCAUGUAACGCUGCACAUGUUUCAAUGUAUGAGUCCGAUAACAAAGAUCUGAGUAUAAUUUACGACGUCCAUGGAGUGUUGCAUCAUCUCAAAAUCAAUCGUGCUAAUAUGGUACAUAUGCGAAGUGGAACCGGUCAAGUCGAUACUCAAGCUUUGAUGUUACUAAAUAAUAAUUUAUUUGCAUCUCUAACGUCUUGGGGAACUCUCCACUUCAAGUGGUUGAGCACUUUUGACGAUGUUUCGAUGAUAAGACUACCAAAAACAUGCUCACAAGUUUGGCGAACGAGUGAUAGUUCUUUCGCUGCUUUUAGUCCACUGGAAACUUAUAUUUUUCUCAUGACUGCUGACACUGUUGAACCAUACUAUAUUCAAAAUUCAAGGGACACACUUCAUCUUCAAGUGAUAGGGAACUCCCUCUAUCAUCUCCGAAGAUCGGAACUUGUGAUCUCUAAAAUAAUAUCCAACUCUUUUUCAGAAAAUACCUAUCAUCACCUUGGACCAAUGCAUAAUAUACAAAUUAUAACGAUAGAACAAUCUCCUUACCUCAUUUAUAACGAUUAUGACAAUGUUCACUUAUAUGAUCUAAAUGUUAAGGAUUCACUUGUUUCUUUACGUAUGCCUAAUAUUCAGCAUAUAUAUUCUUACAAGGGGCUGAGGUUUGGGGACAAUUCAGUUGAUGAUAGGUGUCUAAUACUGCUAGUUGCUAAGGUGAAUGAACAAUUUGACACUUCGAAAUGUACGUUGGAACUUGUGGCAUUGAAAGUGUCUCAUGAUCCUUCAUUUAAGGAGCUUUUUAGUAUGAAGCCAGAACACUCCAACUGGUCAUGUUUGGAUUGGUUUCGAUUAAAAAAAACACUUGAAGCAAGAUCAGAUCACCAGCUACAAAUUCAAACGAUACCUGGGUCGUGGGUAGUUUCUUGGAAUGGGAGGGGCUGCGGUUUUGCCUUGAGCGUCUAG
Ogataea haglerorum is the source of this 2493-nucleotide messenger RNA. RefSeq lists its product as uncharacterized. The transcript has a single exon. The coding region runs from base 1 to 2493 and encodes 830 amino acids. Lineage: Eukaryota; Fungi; Ascomycota; Pichiomycetes; Pichiales; Pichiaceae. The record is from RefSeq and is a predicted model, not a curated record.